AUGUGCACGGCGGACGCAGUCCACUAAUUAUAAAAAUUAAAAGAGGGAGAGUGAGUGAGAGAGCUGAAAGCUGUGGGAGAGGAGAGGGUGCAAACGCUCCUUCCACUUGAAGUUCUUCGUUCUCUCCAUUAGGGCUGUAAAAUGGUUUAUUGUUUCUCAGCUAGGAAUGCAAAUAUAUUUCUUAGCUUCAUCUCUUUUUCAUCUACAAAAUCACGAAGAUCUUCAUCCGCCAAUGGCUUGGGCAAGCAGUUUCUGAUACAAUCCUAUGACAGGAGUUACUCCAAUGGCUGCCUGGCUGCAAGGCUUUUUGGUCCACCAACAAGAUUUGACGCUUCAAAACUUAAGGUAGUCUUUGUUGGAGAUGAUACGGAGAAGCAGGCUCUGAAUGCUGCUUCUAGAACCUAUACUCUGACGCAUUGUGACUUCACAGCAAAGUUAACUCUGGUAGUCUCCAACCGCAUAAAAAAUAAAAAGUUAAGAGAGAGGCAAGCGACACUACAGAAAGAUGACGUUGUGGCUGAGUGGAAUAUCAAAAAUGAUGAACUUUCAUUGCAUGUUCAUUGCUUUGUUAGUGGUGCCAACCUCUUUCAAGAACUGACUGCUGGGUUUCGGUAUCAUAUUUUCUCGAAGGAGCUCCCAUUGGUUCUCCAUGCUGUUGUGCAUGGAGAUUCUGUCCUGCUCGCUGACCAACCAGAAUUGAUGGAUUCUAAGGUCUGGGUGUACUUCCAUUCUGAAUCAAAAGAAUACAACCGCAUUGAAUGCUGGGGUCCUCUCAAGGAUGCCAUUCAGAGAACCAUUGUGAAUAGAUCUGAUGGAAUCCACGACAAAUUCUAUGACAGCAUCAUGAAGUGGGCAAGUUCUAAAACUGUCUUUCAUGCCCUCGUUGCCGUUCUAUUUUAUUAAGUUGGAAAUCAACAACAUAUAGUCAGAUAUCCACUCAUUGGCUAGACCUCCAUUGCUAUAAUUCAUUUUCUUGAUUCGUCAACAGCUAGUACGAAGUUGCUAUUAACAUUCAUUUGGAAAUGAUUAAUUGAUGACUUGAAGAGAUUUAUUUCUUUCAACCGUUGGAGGAAAGUUAAAAGCGCUCAUAAUGUUUUAUUUAUCAUAGAUCUUUGAUGUAACUUUUGAAAAAUGCUGUACCUGACACAUUGGAGCAAAAUUUAUUCAUUCCUCUUUUUUGUAAGUUAAUUUCACCCCGAAAUUGUGAUUUACAUACUUGUGGACAUCUCCAAGAGAGAUUCGUGUAUUAUUUAAUCUUCUUAACAACCUCCCUAUAUUUUCAGUCGGCUCUAGCACUUGAUAGUUUA
This is a messenger RNA of Dendrobium catenatum, 1307 nucleotides long. Its product is annotated as protein STAY-GREEN LIKE, chloroplastic. NCBI's taxonomy places the organism in Eukaryota, Viridiplantae, Streptophyta, Magnoliopsida, Asparagales, Orchidaceae. The transcript has 5 exons. Bases 142 to 903 code for a protein of 253 amino acids. The record is from RefSeq and is a predicted model, not a curated record.